UUAAGGAAAAAGUACCUAUCGCGGAAAACUUCUGUAGCUCUUGGCCGCCCCACACUGUGACAGCGUUUCCAUAUCUUCCGGGAUUUUAUGGUCAGAAAACACGGCUGAAACUCAGCAGAUUCAGAGUGCAGGAAGAAACGGUAAGGUUAACUGUGGGGAAAGUCGCGACGACGCAUUGCAGCUUAGAGCUCAUUCACUUGCCUGCUCCAUACCCAGGUAGUGGAUGGAUUCACCCUAAACAGCACAGCAUAAUAAGCUCUGACCUGCUCUUUGGUCUGCAGGAGUCUAUCUGGCCGAGGGUGUCGAUCCCAGAGGGAUUAGCCUGGCGCCGGGGAGCAAUGCCCCAGCCUGCAGACAUGGUCAACGUGGCCUUCCUGACCGACUCAGAAAGGGAGCUGAUCAUGGAGGUCCUGCGGAGAGAUGAGGAGCUAAGACGGGCCGAGGAGCAGCGUGUUCGGAGGCUGAAGGUGGAGCUGGUGGACAUAAAGCGAAAGGGGGCCAAGCGCAGUAGCGGGAGGUACAGUGAGAACAGCUGCGGACGCUGCCUGCAACCGCUGGGUCGGCUGUCUGGGACCAGCCAGUGUAAGGCCUGCAAACACCCAGUGUGCCACAACUGCCGCGCAGAGCGCUCCAAAGGAUCCUGGGUGUGCAGUGUGUGUGCUAAGGAGGCUGAUCUGAAAAAGUGCACAGGGGCCUGGUUCUAUGACCAGCGGGUCAACCGCUUCUCUACCGCCCCUGGACAUGACAUGGUGAAAACCUCCCUGAAAAAGUGGGCUCCAUCACGGAAAAGGGAAACAGCUGGAGAGGUCCUGUUGAGGAGUACAGAGCUGAACCCCAGCCAGUCGACUACCCCUGUUCCCCGACCCAGACUGAGGGACCUACCGACCUCCAACAAGGAUCUCCCAGACAGAGUCUCCGAAGAACCAGUUCAUGUGAAGGACCAGCAGCAGCGCAGUGACACUGAGUCUGCAGAGAGAACCAGUCUCAACAGCCUCAGGACGGACACGGAGUCCUCCCUCGGAACCCCUGUCUUCCCAAGCAAGAAGAGCUCCGGUCGCUCCAGUCCAGCCAGCUCCAGCAUGUCCAGUAUGAAUGUUCCAGUCAAAGCAGAGAGUGUCCACAGCUCCACCUCUGAUGGCAUCCACAGCUCCACCUCUGAUGGCAUCCACAGCUCCACCUCUGAUGGCAUCCACAGCUCCACCUCUGACGGCAUCCAAAGCGCCAUCUCUGGGACUACCUCCUCUCUGUCCCGUCGUGCUCCCAGUCCCAGCACAGGGUUCUCCUCUUUGGAGGAGGAUGGGUUGUUCAAGAGAAGUGUGAGGCGAUCUCCAAAACCCUCGGAAUUCACGUCGGUGUUGGACCUGCGUGGAGAGGUAGCCCUGACACCAGACACCUGUAUGGGGGACAGAAGUAAAUCUGUUCCUGGCCUCAAUGUGCCAGAUGAUGAAGAGGAAGAUGAAGACAUUGAUAACUUGGUGAGCAUCCAUAGGAAGGAGGUGUGCUCCAGUAUGUCGAAUCUUCGGGGCUCCAAGAGCACGCUGGGUAGCAUGAUGAGUAUCUACAGCGAGGCAGGAGACUACGACAGCGUGGCGGUUAGCGGGGACGUGCUGUUCUCUGUCAGAUAUGAAGACACCGUCCAGAGCCUGGACGUCCUCAUCAAGGAGUGCCACUCGCUGGCCCACGGAGAUGCAACCCGUCAGCGCUCCAACCCGUAUGUCAAGUGCUACCUUCUCCCUGACAAGUCUCGCAUGGGCAAGAAGAAAACCAGCGUCAAACGUAACACUGUGAACCCCACUUACAAUGAGACCCUAAAGUUCUCCGUCAGCCGCUCCCAGGUCCUUACUCGUUGCCUCCAGAUCUCAGUCUGGCACCAUGACCGUUUGGGCCGUAAUGCCUUCCUGGGUGAAGUAGAGGUGCCUCUGGGAAUCCGGGACCUAGACGCCGGUCAAGAGGAGUGUAUGGUGCUCGUGGGAAAAGCCCACCCAAUGCAGUCCUCCGCCUUCUCUCAGUACAAAGGAGAGCUGGUGAUUUCCCUGAAGUACGUCUCCGCCAAGAAACCCCCCGUCGAGAAGACCAAAGGCAGGUCCCUCUCCCUGGGUAAGAAGACGAAAACUGAGGAGGGAGGGGAGCUGCACGUCCUGAUUAAAGAGGCCAAGAACCUGACGGCGAUGAAAGCAGGGGGCACGUCGGACUCCUUCGUCAAAGGUUACUUGUUGCCGUCGAAGGCCAAGUCCACGAAGAGGAAGACUCCAGUGGUGAAGAAGACUCUAAACCCUCACUAUGAUCACACGUUUGUGUACAAAGACCUGACCCCGGCCCAGCUGAGGGAGAUGUACCUGGAGCUGACCGUGUGGGACCGGGAGGCCAUGUCCACUAAUGACUUCCUGGGCGGGGUUCGACUGAGCACAGGCGCAGCUUCACUGAACGUUGGAAAUGAGGAAGUGGAGGUAGAUUCCACAGGAGAUGAGGUGUCUCUGUGGCAGAAGAUGAUGCAGUACCCAGACUCGUGGGCAGAGGGCACACUUUCACUACGCUCCUCUAUGGGCAAGAACAAGAGCAAGUGAGGACUGCACUUCUCGCAACCUGUGAAGAGCCAUGGCAACUUCCUUUAUUGUCACUAUUAUCUGUAACCAAAGGAGGCAUUUGUCACACAGCUGUGUCUGACCACAGAACACACAGCUGUGUCUGACCACAGAACACACAGCUGUGUCUGACCACAGAACACACAGCUGUGUCUGACCACAGAACAUGCAGCACAACAAUAUUGGCCUACAAAGCGAUUUGAAAGCAUGUUCGGUCAAUGCCACCGUGAUCUUGUGGUUUCUGAUAGCGGUGAUAUCAAUGUAUAUUUUUUAAUACAUGGUUGCAUCUGAAUGCCUUUUCAAAUCAGGAAUGGCAGUGGUCACAGAGUUUUAAUGAAAUACCAGAGCUCAAGUUUGUUUAAUCCAUGCUCAGAAAACCAUUAACUAUUAACUCUAGCGCUCUUCUGGGUUUCUGGUGUUCGUUGAAUUUCAAUGAAUAUGACCUGUGUGUCUGUGACAAGGAUGUCAAUGUAGAUAAUAAUAUUGCACACAAAGCAAAUCACUUUUAUUCUUUUAUUUAUAGUCUUCAAAAUAAAUGUUCACGUCAUUUUAUAUGGCUUUUAAUGUUUGACUGUAUCCAAUAUUUUAUUCACCUAAUAAAUAUAUGAAAUGACUAAACGUGUAA
Messenger RNA from Esox lucius (northern pike), 3207 nucleotides. It is a transcript of the gene sytl4, whose product is annotated as synaptotagmin-like 4. The transcript is spliced from 18 exons. NCBI's taxonomy places the organism in Eukaryota, Metazoa, Chordata, Actinopteri, Esociformes, Esocidae. The coding region runs from base 339 to 2564 and encodes 741 amino acids. Gene Ontology annotation, biological process: intracellular protein transport; exocytosis. The record is from RefSeq and is a predicted model, not a curated record. Gene Ontology annotation, cellular component: exocytic vesicle; plasma membrane. Gene Ontology annotation, molecular function: neurexin family protein binding; small GTPase binding.